Messenger RNA from Salvelinus sp. IW2-2015, 2295 nucleotides. NCBI's taxonomy places the organism in Eukaryota, Metazoa, Chordata, Actinopteri, Salmoniformes, Salmonidae. The record is from RefSeq and is a predicted model, not a curated record.
AUGCAGCUCUGUGCUGACGACUUUUACUGCCACCAGUUCCAACCCAACACCUUUGACCCCUCCCGCUGUGGUUUGUGCUUGCGCCCGGGACACAUGCACCUGAACAGUACCUCACAGGACAACCAUGACUUCCUGUCGGAGGUGACCAGAUACAGUGAUGUCACAAGGAGCGUCUGGACCUAUCAGGAGAGCCUAACUCACACUCCGAGCCCUGACUGGGAACUUAAUAUCUGUGACUCUGACACGGUACACAGCAGUCAGGAGGACCAGUGGGACUUCCUGCCAGACCCAGGGAGGAGUGGCUCUAGCAGCCCAGCAGGGUGCUGUGUGACGGGGCCAGAGAUGACCCGGGUGGACCCCUCUCCCCACAGACCACCACACAGCUCACUGAUGGAGGAGAAGAGAGGCCGGGAGAGGUUCAGGCGACCCUCAGGAUCAAGAGGAGAAAGUGGCUACUUCUCUCCGGACAGGAAAGCCUUAUUUGAUGGUGGUCCCCAGGCUCAGGUGGAGGGUGUAUCCAAACGGCCUUACCGGCACUAUGAGAGGGGCCAUCCGCUCCCCAACAACCACAGCCCAGAACCCAAAGCCUCCAUCCCCUACCGGAACGUGAAUCUCGGAAUUCCCUCCCAGAGGAGAAGCGAUGAAACGUUCCAGCAGGAGACCUGGAGGAGCGAGUCUCCGCAGCGAUACACCUAUCAUUCCAACUUCAGACGUGGUGGCACUGAUUCUCAAGAUCAGUCUCCUAGCCCUCGCUCCCCAUGUUCAAACCGGUAUAAACUUGCUGAAUCUCGAUCUGCGUCCUCCCAACGUAGAAGCUCCCACUCCAAAAGUCACGCUCCUUCUCACGCUCCGUCUCACUCAUCUCCCUCCUCGUCUCGCCAUCCGUCAGGACGGUCCAGUCCCUCUCACAGACGAGGGUCUGUCGUGUCUCACCACCCCUCCCCGUCUCGAAACACGGCCUCCUACAAACAUACUGACUCCUCCCAUGUAAGAAAUGGUAAAACAGAGCAUUACGCCAAUGGGCGUGAUCAAGAUUCAAGGGAUUCAAGAGAGUCAAGAGAUUCAAGAGAUUCAAGAGGAUCAAGAGAGCCAAGAGAGUCAAGAGAGUCAAGAGGAUCAAGAGAGCCAAGAGGUUCAAGAGAGUCAAGGGAGUCAAGGGAGCCAAGGGAGCCAAGAGAGUCAAGAGAGCCACGAGAGUCACGAGAGUCAAGAGAAUCAAGAGAGCCAAGAGAGUCAAGAGAGUCAAGAGAGUCAAGAGACUCAAGAGAGUCAAGAGAGCCAAGAGAGUCAAGAGAGUCAAGAGAGUCAAGAGAGUCAAGAGAGUCAAGAGGUUCAAGAGAGCCAAGAGAGUCAAGAGAGUCAAGACGUCCCUCCCACAACUCAAACAGUCACAGUUUGGACUCUGAAAAACUGUACAAAAAUCUUGACUCCAUCUCUCGACGUGACUCUCCAGCCUUGCAGCCAAACUCCCACGAAGGGUGUCGAAGCACCCGGCUCAGAACAGAUAAAAACCCUUCCCCAACCACUCGCAGUCGUGAUAGUCGUGAAUGCUCUCCCCCUAUAAGUGGCUAUGGUACACACARCCAUUCACCCCAAAGAGAAACCAAGCAUAGCGACACCAGACCUGACACAGCACAGAGCUACUCAAGGAGACCAGAGAGGGUAGCUAGAGAGGAACGGACAGAGAUGCACCCCCCUAAAACCAACACCAGCCUCCCUCCAGGCUCCUGGCCUGGCUCCUCCCACUCCCUUCUAAGCCCUGCCCUCUCUUGUAGCUCCUCCCCACCACGACUAGGCAUCGACUCCCAGCUGCUUGCCAAUUCGUUGAAACCCUACGCUGCGACCAUGGAAAUGAAUGACAGGCCAAUCAGUGACAGGAGCAAGAGUAAUAUAAGGCGGGGCAUGGAGUACCUGUUGACCCGAGAGGAGCCCAAGAGAACCGCCUCAGUGGACUCCCAGGGGAUGACCAUAGAGGACUACGUCAUUCUGGCCGACAUCCCCAGACUGGACCUGGGGUCAGAGGGAGAGGGGGCAGAGGUGCUACUGGGCCCGAGGAGGAGGACCCAGAGCCCCAGCCCACGUAGAGACCAGAGGCACAGAACACCCAGGUAUGUAGAGGAAUCUGAUAGCUGCAGUACGAGGGUUGAGUCUGAUGAGAGAGGGAGAGGCAGAGAGAGGGGAGAGACAGGAGGGAGAAAGAGAAGGAGAAAUAUUGCGCCUCAGAGGACGGACGACUGUCCCGACCCCAGUCCACAACUGAUCUUCAGCACAUGGAGGAAACACUGGUUUGACUGA